Messenger RNA from Cyanistes caeruleus (blue tit), 1180 nucleotides. The record is from RefSeq and is a predicted model, not a curated record. NCBI's taxonomy places the organism in Eukaryota, Metazoa, Chordata, Aves, Passeriformes, Paridae.
GGCUGGAAUGCCAAAAUGCUGGAGGGAUCACGUGGAAGGACGAGGUUCGCCGGACGAGCUGCGGCCCUUCGCUGCCCAGAGGGGCCCCGCGGGACCGGGGCUUGGUGUGCUGGGCGCUUGGCACCUUUUUGGGCAUACAUCCUGGGUGCUCUAGGACUUUUUAUCUACCAGUCUUUGGAUGCCAUUGAUGGGAAGCAAGCCAGAAGAACAAACAGUAGUUCUCCUCUUGGAGAACUCUUUGAUCAUGGUUGCGACUCUAUUUCCACAGUAUUUGUUGUCCUUGGAUCCUGCAUAGCAAUCCGACUAGGAACAAAUCCUGACUGGUUGUUUUUCUGUUGUUUUGUGGGACUGUUCAUGUUCUAUUCUGCUCACUGGCAGACAUACGUAUCAGGCAUGCUAAGGUUUGGAAAAAUUGAUGUAACUGAAGUUCAGAUUGCCAUAACAAUGCUGCUCUUGAUAUCUGCCUAUGGAGGAGCAGCAAUAUGGGACUAUAAGGUCCCUUUGCUGGGCUUAGAACUGAAGUUCUUUGCCGUUGUUGGCAUCCUGUGUGGAACAGCACUUUCUUUUUUCAAUUACUUCCGUGUUAUCUUUGGUGGAGGGGUUGGAAAGAAUGGAUCUACAAUAGCAGGAACAAGUGUUCUUUCACCAGGCCUGCACAUUGGACUGCUAAUCGCUCUGGCCAUUACAAUUUAUAAAAAGUCUACAACUCAGCUGUUUGAAAAACAUUCUUGCCUGUAUGUCUUGACAUUUGGGCUUGUGAAUGCCAAAAUCUCACAGAAGCUGGUGGUGGCUCACAUGACAAAAAGUGAAAUUUCUCUUCAGGAUUCUGCAUUUAUUGGGCCAGGACUUCUGUUUUUGGACCAGUACUUCAACAGUUUCAUUGAUGAAUAUAUUGUUCUGUGGAUAGCAUUGUUCAUAUCCUUGUUUGAUAUGCUGAGAUAUGCCUGUGGUGUAUGCCUACAGAUUGCCGCUCAUCUUCAUAUACAUGUCUUCAGAAUUUCAUCUCAUCAAGCUCCUGAGCAGGUACAUGUUGCUUCUCCACUGAGCCAUCAGAAUAACAUGGACUGAAGAGACUUGCGAACAGUUGCCAUCUCCUGCUGUUGCUGUCACAAGAAAAGGAGAUAAUGCUGAACAAAUGCUGUAUCAAUAUGACUCCUUUGAAUUAAAUUAAUGUCAAAUA